Polistes canadensis is the source of this 1790-nucleotide messenger RNA. RefSeq names its product desumoylating isopeptidase 2. Gene Ontology annotation, biological process: protein deubiquitination. Gene Ontology annotation, molecular function: deubiquitinase activity. The record is from RefSeq and is a predicted model, not a curated record. The transcript has 6 exons. NCBI's taxonomy places the organism in Eukaryota, Metazoa, Arthropoda, Insecta, Hymenoptera, Vespidae. The coding region runs from base 604 to 1215 and encodes 203 amino acids.
UUAAUAUUGUUGUAUACUCGAAGAAAUGAUUUAAAGCAAAAUGGCAUUUACGGUUUCUUAUGUAGCCUCAGUCGUUACUCCAGUGUUAAAUAUGUAUUCGAAAGGUCUUUGGUAUUAAUUUAUAUAAUAACGGUUUAAAUUGACCUAACAGUGUUCAAUUAGUCAAAGGAUACUAAUUCCUAUAACGAAUAAAAUUUAAGUUAUAAUGAUUCAUCCGAAUUAUUCAUAGCGCGUUUAAAAACGAGUUAAUGCAUCGACUAUAUAUAAUAUUGUUCAUUGUUUAAUGGAAAAAUUGACUGCUGUCAUUGUGCAACUUAUGGCAAUACAAAAAAAUUUAGGUUAUACGUUUUCCAGAAGGAAAUAAAUGAGAAGCAUUAAAACUAGAAAGAGAAGACUAUUUUCAAGUAAUAUAUGAUAGUAAUAAAAUCAUAUGAUACUCAGACGCGUUAUUUGAUGUCAACAACCUUUCGAAAAUUCGUGUAAAAUGUUAACCGUUUCUACAAUAGAACGUGGAAUGUGAGAAGGUGUUUUGAAUUCCUGCUUUCUCAGGUGUACUGGAACGUAGAUAGUCCUGCUGUUCACCGCUUCAAGUACAAGUAUCCUAUGAUGUUUUCAUCAGGUCUUGGCUGUAAUCUUUCCUUCCCCAGUUGUCUGGGCUAUCCACGAGAUAGCGAAGAACUGAUACCAAAAAUGGCGCGUGAACCAAUUAUUCUCAAUGUUUAUGAUAUGUAUUGGAUAAACGAAUAUACAACUCCAAUUGGACUUGGAGUUUUUCAUUCGGGUGUUGAAAUAUAUGGGACAGAAUAUGCCUAUGGUGGUCAUCCAAAACCUAAAUCCGGCAUUUUUGAAAUAACUCCUAGAGUUGCGGAAGAACUUGGUGAACAAUUUAGAUACAGACAGUCAGUACACAUUGGGUAUACAGAUUUUACAGAGGAAGAUGUUACCAGGAUUGUAAAUGAAUUAGGAAAGGAUUUUAGGGGAGAUCGUUAUCACUUGAUGAAUAAAAAUUGUAAUCAUUUUAGUAGUCAGCUUACAUUGAUUCUAUGUGGCCAAGAAAUCCCAGGAUGGGUUAAUCGUUUGGCAUACUUCAGUUCGUGCGUACCAUUUUUGCAGCGUUGUCUCCCAAAAGAAUGGUUAACUCCCGAUGCCCUUCAGCAUUCUUUAAAUCAAGUCAGCCAUCACGAAGGUACACCACCUUCCGAUACUUCCUUGUAACAUUUGGCUAACACUACAGACGAGAAAAGUUUAGAAUAUCCUAGGAGGUAUACUUUAUAGAGACUAUUUACGCAUCGUGACGAAGACAAAUUUUAUUACAACAGGCUCGUAUAUCGCCAGGAAGAAAUUGAUAUCCAGGCAAUUCGAAUGUCACUCGAGGGUACAAACUUGACAUUGUACUUCUCAAUGCCGCUGAUAAAUUUAUUAGUACUCAGAGAAUUGCCUUCCCUGCAACGUGUCGUCUAACAAAUUUUCGACGACAGGAUACAGGUCGCGUGUGUUCUUUGGUUAAUAGUUAUAUAAUAAAUAGAUAAUUACCUACAAAUCAAAGCCAUACCUGAGACUGACGAGUUUAUUGGUCAGAAGAGUUCAGAUUUCAUUUAUGUUUCAUUAGAUUUUUGUAGCCAUUGAAAACACACAUUUUUCAUUUAAAUGCUAUUUCAAACUAUACAUUUUUUGACGAGCACUUUUCAAUUUAUCGCAGAAAUUUUUAUGGGAUUAAUAUGAUUAACAUAUCUUUUAUAAUCAAAACUCAUAUUUCAUUUUUUUGACACUUAAUGAUUUCAUAUUUUUCA